AUAACUGAUCAAUGGGUUAAAGUGAAUCUUCUACUGUGAACUGAUCCACAUGUCCAACAUGUUAUGAAAUGAACUUAUUGAUUAAUGAAGAAAGCGAUCGGCACCAUGUUGUACUGAUGCGAACGUCAAAGAUAAAAUUAGAUAUUAAAUAAUGUGAGAUGAGCUGCAGGUGUGUGACAGCUGCUGGAGCUGAAACAGUUAAUGAUGCACACAGGUGAGUCUCACCUGGGCUGUCGGGUCGGUUUGUGUCUGACAGGCGAGAGAGAGAGAGAGAGAGAGAGAGGGAGAGAGAGGGAGGAGGUCAUGUGACUCAGCUCAGGUAAAACACCUGAAAACAGGAAGAGAAGCUGUCGGAUCACACACACGACGAGUGUGUGAUUCUGUGUGUUUAUGGUGAAUGUGUGUGUGUGUAUUCUCAGUGUGUGUGUGUGUGUGUGUGUGUGUGUGUGUGAGACUGGACCUUGCAUCAUGUCCAGUCAGCGGCGGCGUUCCUCCAGCUCUGAGCAUGCUGCUUCCUGUUGUCUACCUCAGGUCUCAUCAUCACCCUGUUGUUGCUGCGUUGCUGUGGCGAUGCUGCGCCGUAGUAAGAAGAGGCGCCGGCCGGAGAUCUCGGCACCGCGAGACUUCCAGCACCGCGUCCACACGUCUUUCGACGCCGCUACAGGACGCUACGUUGGUCUGCCGCCACAGUGGCAGAGCGUGAUCGACACACUGAGGAGGCCACGCCCCCUGGUGGACCCCUCCAGGGUCACUGAGGUCGAGCUCAGGAAGACGAUUGUUCGGGGCAGUUUCAUCGGUCAUGGCGACUACAUCUCUCAUGUGAUCUCAGAGAUGACCCGUCUGUCCGUCACCAGCUCCAACUCUCUGCGCCGCAGCAGCCCAUCAGCACGGAAACGGGCUCAGUCACUGGGCCGGCUGGGAGAGCUGGCGGAGGACGACUCGUACCAGUACGAGGAGCUGAAUCAACGAGGUGCGAAGACGGGCGGGAGCUCCACCUACUGGCAGGACCGGAUCCGACAGGUGCGCAGCGAGAGCGGCAGCCCCAAACUGAACGGAGCUCUGUCCAGAGCCAAGUCCUUCUGUGAGGUGGGCACUCUGUCUGAGGCCACGCCCACCACACCUGUCACACCGCCGAGGGCAGGUGGGAUGGACUCGCCAGGUGGGCAUUAUGCUCACAGUGAGGGGGCGGGGCUAAGACAGAGACCAACUUCCUGUCACCACAACCUGCAGAGUGUAGAUCCCAGCAGCAGAGCUCACCUGAGACUGAAAGCACCUGUCAGUAAGCUGCCAGACCUGCUGUCGACCUCCAGAGAAACUCCCAGAAGGCCACACUCCUCCUAUGACCUCAAGCUGACCUCCCCCUCCUCCCCCCUCCUGCUGCCCCCCCCUAACAGCACCAGCAGCCCGCUGGUACCAGGUCGAGGGUUACCUCAGCGCUCGCUCCGUCCCUCCAGCUUCAACACUGGAUUAGCUCCAAAACCCCCACCCCCCCAGAAUCAGGGGCCCCUUCGCCCCUCCCCCACGGGCUCCCCCGGACACGCCCCCUCCCACAUCUGCUCCUCCUCCCCCCAACAGAUGGGACCUGGCGGCGGCGGGAAGGUGACUCACGAGCAGUUUAAGGCGGCGCUGCAGAUGGUGGUGGACCCAGGUGACCCGAGGAUGACUCUGGAGAACUUUGUGAAGAUCGGGGAGGGGUCGACAGGUGUGGUGUGCCUCGCCCGGGAGCGACACAGCGGGCGACAGGUGGCGGUGAAGAUGAUGGACCUGAGGAAGCAGCAGCGCCGCGAGCUGCUGUUCAACGAGGUGGUGAUCAUGAGGGACUACCGGCACCUGAACGUGGUGGAGAUGUACCGCAGCGCUCUGGUGGAGGAGGAGCUGUGGGUCAUCAUGGAGUACCUGCAGGGCGGCGCUCUCACACACAUCAUCAGUGAGACCAGGCUGAACGAGGAGCAGACAGCGACAGUGUGUGAAGGCGUCCUGCAGGCAUUGUCCUACCUGCACUCACAGGGAGUCAUUCACCGAGACAUCAAGAGCGACUCCAUCUUGCUCACACUGGACGGGAGGAUCAAGCUGUCAGACUUUGGUUUCUGUGCUCAGAUCAGUAAGGACGUCCCAAAGAGGAAGUCUCUGGUGGGGACUCCGUACUGGAUGGCUCCUGAGGUGAUCUCUAAACGGCCGUAUGGGACGGAGGUGGACGUCUGGUCUCUGGGCAUCAUGGUGGUGGAGAUGGUGGACGGAGAGCCGCCUUAUUUCAGCGACACACCCAUCACGGCCAUGAAGAAGCUGAGAGACGAGGCAGCGCCGAGUGUGAAGAACCUCCACCGGGUGUCUCCUGUGUUGAAGGACUUCCUGGGCUGCAUGCUGACUCGUGACACUAAGCAGCGCUCGAGUGCCUCCGACCUGCUGGAGCACCCGUUCCUGCUGCAGGCUGGCUCGCCACACUGCCUGGUGCCCCUGGUGGAGCAGCACCGCAAACGCAUGUCGCUCUGCUGACACCGGAGUGUUUACCUGUGGAACACCUGAGAAUAUACCUGUGACUCACCUGAGACUAACUGGCUGCUGAGAAGUCGGCAGCCAAUCAUGAAGCAGCUCCUCCUUCAGUCAGGUGACACCAGGAUGCCGUCAGCUUGUGACCUUUGACCUCCAGCUGCAAGAUGUUUGUUCUGAAUCAGCUGAUGUCACCUGUGAACUCACCUGAGAGGAGGAUGUGAUCAGAGAAUAAUAACCUGUAACUGGACGCGUCUUAUUUUGACAGUUCAGUCCAUCAUUUCCUGUCAGUGAAAACAAACAUGGUGCUGCUUCCUGUCUGACCUUUGACGUCCUCUGCUGUAGUUGAUAUUUAAAGUUUCCUUCCUGUCUGCAGAGACGGAUCACUGAAAUACAGCUGAUACUUCGACAUGCAGACCAGGGUAAGUGAACCUGCAAUCUUCUGAUAACAGGACGCUGCCUCUACCCCUGAGCCACAGCCGCCCUACAUAAACUGUAGAAACAACUAUAUUAAAAAUAUUUAAUUAAAAGUUGCUCAGAUGUUAAAUGCUCCUGUGGUUUUAAACGUUCAGUCUUUCAUCAGUUAAAACACAAAUAUUCUGAAGCUAAAUCCAUUUAUUUCAAUGUCAUCAGCUGAAUGUGCCCUCUGAUUGGAUCAGAGGAAGCUAACGUAGCUUAUUAGCAGUUUAAUUAAAGCUCCUCUGUCAGAGUUUAAACUGGUGCCUACACAGUCAGGAGGACGACACACUGACACAGGUUUUACUCAACUUUACUCAACCUUUCACAUUAGCACCUGAGCUGACACCUGAGUCAAUGAGCUUUAUUUCAUCCAAACUUUAAAUAAAUCCUGUCUGAAUGUUUUACACAUUAUUUUCCCAUGAUGCUCUUGUGUUGACUGUAAAUGAUGAAAACAUAUUUUUCCUGUUUGUAAAUGAAAGAAGAGGAUUCAUUCAUUCCAACAGUUUCACACAGAAUGUGACUUUUGCACAUGUGACUAAAUAUUUUUAUGUUUUCUUUUAUAAAAUACAGAUUUUAAUAAAACUGGUGACUCUUGUUUCUUCUGGUUUCCCUCCGAUGGUAGCAGCUGUUGUU
Messenger RNA from Acanthopagrus latus (yellowfin seabream), 3579 nucleotides. RefSeq names its product serine/threonine-protein kinase PAK 6-like. The transcript has 8 exons. Gene Ontology annotation, biological process: intracellular signal transduction; regulation of MAPK cascade; protein phosphorylation. The record is from RefSeq and is a predicted model, not a curated record. Lineage: Eukaryota; Metazoa; Chordata; Actinopteri; Spariformes; Sparidae. Gene Ontology annotation, molecular function: protein serine/threonine kinase activity; ATP binding. Gene Ontology annotation, cellular component: cytoplasm. Bases 391 to 2493 code for a protein of 700 amino acids.